CGCUCCUCAUCUUUCUCUGUUUACCAAACACCUCCUACCACGCUUUGCACACCCACUAAGAGCUACUUCAUAGCUACCUCUACUGCUCGAUAUUGAUUUUAGCCAACACUUUCGCUAUAAUCGACUCUAGCGGUCAGCGCGCGCAGCUUUCGAAAUGGGCCAACUCACGCGUAUUGAAGUUAGUAACUUCAAAUCCUACAAAUCCAAGCAGACAAUCGAUUUCGGCCAGUCGUUUUUCACGAGUAUCAUUGGUCCUAAUGGAGCCGGCAAGAGUAACAUGAUGGAUGCCAUCUCGUUUGUGUUGGGUAUCAAGAGUAGUCAUCUGCGUAGUACGCAGCUCAGAGAUCUCGUGUACCGCGGACGAGUUAUGACAACAAACAACAACUACUCGACGCAGGCUGAGGGCGAUCCUGACACUGCAUCGGUUAUUGCAGUCUAUGUCAAAGACGAUGGCGAGGAAAUGCAGCUGAAAAGAUCGAUUACGUCUCAGGGCUCCAGCGAGUACCGUCUCAACGGAACUGUUGUCAGCGCCUCGCAAUAUGCUAGAGCUCUAGAGGAAGAGAACAUUCUCAUCAAGGCGCGAAAUUUCCUUGUGUUCCAGGGAGAUGUGGAAGCCAUUGCCGCUCAGUCGCCUAAAGAUCUCACGCGUCUGAUUGAGCAGAUUUCUGGAUCGCUGGAACACAAGUCCGAAUACGAGAACUUGAAAGACCAGCAGGAAAGAGCAGCUGAGGCAUCUACGAUUGCUUUCAACAAGAAACGUACCUACAACGUUGAAAUCAAGCAGUACGUCGAGCAGAAGAACGAGGUCGAGCUCUUUGAGAAGAAAAUGAAGCAGAAGGACUCAUUCGUCAUUACUCAUAUUCUAUGGCAGCUUUAUCAUUACACGCGUUCGAUCGAAGCAAGCAACGCUCAGAUCGAAGCCUCACAGGAGAAAGCGCGUGAACUGCGCUCUGAACUCGCUAAUGAGCAAGCAGCACUCGAUGACCUGAAGGCCGAGCAUUCUCAAGCGCUUCGCAAACUUCAGAAGCAGGAGCGGUCUAUUCGGAAGCUCGAGAAACAGAUUGAAGAGAAGGAUACCAGUAUGGUACCUGUUGACGAGAAGAUCAAGGUCAUCAACGCCAACGAGCAACGUCACAAGACUCGUCAAAGCGAAGUUGCUGCUGAAUAUGCUCGCCAAGAAGCUGCUGUGAAGCACUUGCAGACUGAGCUGGAAAAGGUCGAGAAGACCAUUGCUGAGUUUGAAGCACAGCAACUCACAGCUUCACAAAGUCUUGGUAUUUCCUUGAGUGAGGCGGAUAUUCAGACGUAUGCAUCUUUGAAGGAAACGUUUAACCGACAGGCUGCGAAAGAGAAGGCUGCAUUAGAGAAUCUUUUGCGUCAAAAGAGGACAAAUGAGGACAGUGGAACUUCGCUGCGCGUGAAGAUUGACGAGUUCAAGACGCAGAAGUCGCGGCUUGAAGACGAGAUCUCGGAGAUCACUGUCAAAAACACUCAGAUAUCUGCGCGGGUCAACCAAGAUAUUCAGGACCUGGAGUCGAAGAAGCAACAGCUCAACUCGAUCGUCUCUGAGAGAAUGGAGCAGACAGCGAAGCAGGAGGAACUAAACAAGAGGCUUCAAAUUUGCUUGAAUGAACUUAUUGAAGUCAACGCCGACCGCCGAGAGUCAGAGCGAGAGAUGCGUAUGCGCGAUAAGAUCGAGUCGCUCAAGCGAAUUGUCCCCGGCGUCCGAGGCAGAGUUUGCGAUCUCUGCAAGCCCAAGCAGCGGAAGUACGAGACUGCGAUGAGCACGGUGCUCGGGCGCAAUUUUGACGCCAUUGUCGUCGACACUCAGAAGACCGCGACAGACUGCAUCGCUUACAUGCGUGAGCAGAGAGCCGGUGUGUGCACGUUUAUUCCUCUUGACUCUGUCGUUGUGAAGCCGAUCUCCAAUUCGCUCAAGGGCAUGCACAAGCAGAUGCGACUUGCUAUCGACACGAUUGAUUAUGACCCCUCCAAUCAGCGCGCGAUGGAGUAUGUCUGUGGCAGCGCCGUCGUCUGCGAUGAUAUGAACGUGGCGAAGUUCGUUCGAUGGGAGAAGGGAAUUGACGCUAAAGCUGUGACGCUUGACGGGUCUGUCAUUCACAAGGGAGGCCUGAUGACUGGUGGACGAAACGGAAAUGCCACUGCAAAGAAAUGGGAGGAUCAAGCGGUGAAAGGUCUUCAAAUGCUUAAGGAGAACUUGAUGGCUGAGCUUGCGGAGCUCGCAAAGGCUCGACGUAACCCUUCCAUCGAGGAGACUUUGUCGGGCGACGUCAGCGGCCUCGAGCAGCGUUUGACUUUUGAGCGUGACGAGCUUGCUGUGAUCCACCGGACUCUCAAGAGCAAAGAAGACGAGCUCAAGUUCAUCAACGAUCAACUCAGCGUACUUGUGCCAAAGCUUACCCGCGCAGACCAAGAGAUCGCCCAAAUCAGCUCUCAGGCAAGUGAGCUCGAGAACGCCGUGCAGGAGAUUGAAGGAAGGAUCUAUGCUUCGUUUUGCGAAAAAAUUGGCGUGCAAAGCAUUCGUCAGUAUGAAGAGUUCCAAGGCGCACUUCUGCAGGAAGCAAAGAGAAAGCGGUUGAUUUUCACCACCCAGCGAUCUCGGCUUGCGAACCAGCUCAAGUUUGAGCAGGAGCGGCUGGCUGAGACCUCGGGCCGCCUUAACAAUAUCAAUGCCAGUAUUGAGAAAGAGGUUAGGCUUGUCAAUCAGCUGAUUGCGGAAAAGACGGCGAUCACUGAGGAGAUCGAUCUUAUCAAGAGCGAACUCCCGAGAAUCAAAGAGGCGUAUGGGAAGCUUAAGGAGUCUGCCGACGUCAAGGCUGAAGAGGCCUCUAAAGUGCGCAGCGAGGUCCAGAAUAUCUCGAAGGAGAUUGAGAAGAUCUCUAAGCGAAUCAAUGCAGUGCAAGAGGAGAUGGAGUCCAAGAACUCACAGCGUGCAAAUAUCCUGAGAAACUGCAAGCUCGAGGGAAUUGAUAUUCCACUAUCUGCAGGCUCUCUGAAUAGCAUCCCUAUUGGAGAGAGUGCUUUGACAGAUACUCAUAUGGAUAUCGAUGACUCUGGGACUAUGUCGCAGGCCCCGCCGGCGGCGAACGAUUACGGUAUCGUAGUCAAUUUCAGUUCUUUGAGCAAAUCGCUGCGCGAGGACGGAAGCGACGAAGCCGGAGAGACUCUUUUGGAGAACAUCCGGUCUCUGGCUGCUGAUAUGGAGAAGAUGAGUCCGAAUGUGAAGGCUCUGGAGCGAUUAGAAGAAAUUGAAGGUCGUCUCGCAGAGACUGAAGCGGAGUUUGUCAAGGCUCGUAAGGACGCCAAAGAGGCGAAAGAUAGAUUUAAUGCUGUCAAAGAGAAAAGACUCGACUUGUUUAAUAGGGCGUAUACCCAUAUCUCGGAGCAGAUCGAUAAGAUCUACAAGGAGCUCACUAAGAGUAGAUCGUUCCCUCUUGGAGGAACAGCAUACUUGACUGUAGAGGAUCAAGAUGAGCCUUAUCUCGAUGGGAUCAAAUACCAUGCGAUGCCUCCAAUGAAGCGAUUCAGAGAUAUGGACCAGCUUUCAGGUGGAGAAAAGACGAUGGCCGCUCUUGCUCUCUUAUUUGCGAUCCACUCUUACCGACCCUCGCCGUUUUUCGUGCUUGACGAGGUCGAUGCUGCGCUUGACAACGCCAACGUGGCGAAGAUUGCAAACUACAUCCAUGACCAUGCAGGCCCGGGAUUCCAGUUUAUUGUCAUCAGCUUGAAGAACGCGCUCUUUGAGCGGUCGGAUGCGCUCGUUGGUAUUUACCGUGCACAAGUCGAAAACAGCUCGAGAGCUUUGACUCUUGAUCUGCGCGAUUACCCAGAGUAGACGAGUCUUUGUUCUUUCGCGGUGGUACCUGAGUGCUGGGUCAGAAUGUAGCUUUCGCGGUGGCUAUUUGUUUGCUUAUAUGAUAUUCGGUUGGAUGAUGCGUUUGCUUGUAAUUGCUUUGUUUGUUUCGUUUAAUACUGUUUAGUGUUUGUAGUUAGAGCUGCUGUUUUGUUGAAGUCGAAUGUAAGUCAUCAACUAAGAAAGCUUACUAAUACGUACAAGGCCCUCGUUGUUAUUUAAAUGCCCGGGCAACAGUAAAUUAGGGUCUAACCCUACACUUAAAAUAAGCAGUCACAAAUA
Messenger RNA from Myxozyma melibiosi, 4156 nucleotides. Its product is annotated as putative cohesin complex subunit. Bases 155 to 3856 code for a protein of 1233 amino acids. Gene Ontology annotation, molecular function: ATP hydrolysis activity; DNA binding; protein binding. The record is from RefSeq and is a predicted model, not a curated record. Gene Ontology annotation, cellular component: nucleus; chromosome; cohesin complex. Lineage: Eukaryota; Fungi; Ascomycota; Lipomycetes; Lipomycetales; Lipomycetaceae. Gene Ontology annotation, biological process: sister chromatid cohesion. The transcript is spliced from 12 exons.